This is a messenger RNA of Fusarium sp. VM40, 207 nucleotides long. NCBI's taxonomy places the organism in Eukaryota, Fungi, Ascomycota, Sordariomycetes, Hypocreales, Nectriaceae. The record is from the annotation of a GenBank genome assembly.
AUGCCCUCCAAGACAGAUAAGACCAGAAAGUCACCAAUCCCUGACGAGACCCCCGACAUUAUUCCUCCCCAUCAGCUUAGCAGCAGGGAAGCUGAAGAAGACUAUCAGAAGCAGCUUGCCAUGCUCGAUCAGCAGAAUAAGGAAUACCGCCAGGGUCAGAAAGGCCGAGUCUCAGACGAUAAGAAGGCCGGUGAACGUGGCGACUAG